AUGAGAUUCAAACAAUAUCUAUUAUUAUUUUUAGUUUUUUCUUUUCUUUUCGCAACAAUUUCGAUUAAUGCACAGGAUGGAAAUGAUUCAACAACACAAGAUCCUUUAACUACAGCCACAACGGAUACUGCUUCGACCACCGGAGCAAGUCCAACAGAUACAACCUCUACCACGGACCCAACAACAGACACUGCUUCAACUACCGGAGGAAGUCCAACAGACACAACCUCAACCACAGAUCCAACAACAGAUACAGCUUCAACCACUGGUACAACUUCUACCACCUCAACAACAGACACAACAACAGACACUACUUCAGCCACAGGUACAACUUCAACUACCGGAGGAAGUCCAACCGAUACAACCUCUACCACGGACCCAACAACAGACACUGCUUCAACUACCGGAGGAAGUCCAACAGACACAACCUCAACCACAGAUCCAACAACAGAUACAGCUUCAACCACUGGUACAACUUCUACCACCUCAACAACAGACACAACAACAGAUACAACUUCAACCACAGGUACAACUUCAACUACCGGAGGAAGUCCAACCGAUACAACUUCAACCACAGAUCCAACAACAGAUGCAACUUCGACUACCGGAGGAAGUCCAACAGAUACGACCUCAACUACUGGAGGUAGUUCAUCAACAGGAACAACUUCAACCACCGGAGGAAGUACCACAGGAGAUGGACCAUCCACACCACCAGUUGACACACUUACUCUCUUUGAAUUGGUACAACCAGUUUGUUCUUUUGGAAUUGGACAGUUAGUAUCUAAGCAAGAGAAUGCCAAAUUCUUUAUCAACAAUACACAGCUUGUCACACCAUACACUCUUUCACCAGGACUCUAUGAGCUCACCGUUACAUAUACCCAACCAUUAACUCUUAAUGAAACAGAUAUUAUUAUCCAAUAUGGUCUAUUCAAUAAAGAAACACCACAAUUCACUGUCAAACAUGAGACAUGUGGAAACAAAGAUGGUUCGAUUACUAUUAUUAACCCAACAAAAUAUAAAAGCAUUGCGCUCGAUGGUACUCCUAUUGCCGCAGAUGCCACCUCUUUUGAUAAGCUCUCUGCCGGUAAACACACUCUGACUUUAACUUCUGACACAUGUACAACCCAAGUUGUUGAUAUUGAAUUGGUUUCAGUUAGCCCAAAAAUACAACUUAUCUUCACACCAUCAUCUUGUCCCGCAGAAUCCACAAUUAAAGUUACAUUACCAAAGGAGUUUGAUGAAAAUCCACAGUUCACAGUAAACACUGUUCCAUUGACAAAUAAUUCCUUCACUUUGGCACUAUACAAGGGUAUCGAUAUCGUAGUGGCCUACACUUCCAAUGGUUGUUCUUCCUCCGAGAAAUUGAGCAUCCAAUCACUCGAGACCAUUUAUCCAUUCUUCUACUCACAAACUCCAGUUACUGCUCAGUCAACCAAUGAAGACAAGACAGCAUGCGUACAACAAUUUGCCAAUGUUACAAUUGACACAAGCUAUCCAGGUAUUCAGAUUUUCUCCGCAGAUAACAAACCAGUCACACUCACCGAAAAUAGUUUUACCUCUGCCUAUGGUGCCAAGUACACUGUAAAGAGUGAAAAGUGUUCAUUGGCUGCCGAUUCAGUCAUUGGAGAAAUCCAAGUGGUUUCACCAUCACCUAUCAUCACCUUUUCCAAUAGCACAACAGUUUGUAAGGCCAACUCCUUCGAGGUAGAGAACUAUGCUGAUUUCAAACAAUUGAGUUUGACAAUCAAUAACAAUGGUACUAUCACCACUAAUUCCCCAUUGAAUGGUUUGUUCAGUGACAUUCCAUCCACUGCCAAUGUCACUGUCUCAAUGCAAUACACUUUUGGUGAAUCCAACCAGUGCAAUGACAGCUACACUGUUCCAAGUGGAUCUAUUCCAAUCGAUUUCAAUCUAGACCUAGAUUACUCUUCAAUCAUUAAGUUUAGUAUCACCAAGAAUGCCAACUCAUGCUCCAAUGGUACAGCUGUCUUUUUCGUUGAUCCAACAGUAGUUUCAGAUGUUUCCAAUGUCACAUAUAGCUUUGCUCCAAACCAGACCAUUCGUGUUGAGCUUCUAAGUGCUUCUGGAUGUGAGAUCCACACCAUAUGGACAUCACCAAACACCACCGACCCUGCUCCAGCCACCGCUGCUCCAAUCGUCAAAGUUAACCAGCCAAAUACCUGUGAUUACCAAUUGGAUAGCAUCGUUGAGUUCUCUGAUCCAGACUUUAAUAUUUCCAAGGUAUUGGUAGAUGGUAUAGAGCAACCGAAUUUCUCAAAGGUCACUGGACUUGCCUCUGGAACCCACAGUGCUGUUGUCAAAUAUUAUGACUUGUGUGUUGCCGAUGCCAGUUUGAAUUUCACUAUUUCCUCCACCAACGAAUUCAAGAUUGACUACACAGUCGACCCACUACAAGAUACAUGUGGACAAGCAGAUAUCCCAGUUCUAGUUGUUAUUGGUGAUAUCACCAACUUGGCCAGUGUCACUUUAGAUACCCAAGAAUACAAUACAGCACUUAAGGGAUGGAAUGUCACCUCUGGUUCUCAUACCCUCCAAUUCAUAUCUGAAAAGUGUAAUGGAAGCAUUGGUCUAGAUACCUCACCAGUUUAUGUAAUUGAUCACCAAAUUACUGCUGCUUCAUGCAAUCAAUCAGCCGAUGCAACCAUCAAGUUCACAGCCACUCUCCAAUCAAAUCCAACCCAAGCAGUCACUAUCACAUCCAUUAAACUCAAUGAUAAAGAAACCCAAGGAAAUAUCUAUUCAAAUGUACCAACAGGAGAGCAAACAUUCACUAUCACAGUGAAUCAAUGUCAAGUAAGCAAGAGUGUUGUUGUUCCAACUAUUCAGAAUCCAUUCACUAUUACCCCUGUGAAUGCAUCUGGAUGUGAGAAUCAAGAUGGAAUGAUAAAGAUUGUUUCAGGUUCUGGUGUCACCAUUUCCAGCAUCCAAUCAUCGAGUGGACAUAUCAAUAAUAUCGACCCAACUACAUGGAAUGUUCUCCAACUCGCAGGAAACCAAAACCUAACCCUCAAUAUUACCUACAAUAAUGUUUGUACAGUUUCACAAGUUGUAUCAAUUCCUCAAACCGAAUCAUUGCCAGUACCAACUUUCAGUUUCACAGCUCCAUCGUGUCUAUUGGUAGAUGGAGCAUUACUUCUCAUCAAUUACACAAGUUACACCAAUGCCUAUCUCACACCAGUUAGUGGCGCAGGUAAAUCUAUUGACAUGUCAGCCACGGGAGAAUUCACUCAAUUGGUAUUCAAUACCCAAUAUCUAUUUACCGCUGUACAUGUACCAACUGGAUGUAGAUUGAAAUCAGUUCCAGUAAGCAUUCCAAACUUUGAGAGUUUGUCUAGCUUUGUCAAUCAAUCCGCGUACAGUGUCACAAGUGAAACAUGUCCAGGUAGUUUCAAUGCACAAGUUACAAUGACUUCUGGUGACAACUAUUAUUCUAGACUCUACAACGGUGCCAACCAAAUGGUUGGUCGUCAAUCAAAAGCAUCUAAUGCCAUUAAUUAUCUCGCCACUGGUACCUAUCAAUCAAAGCUCAGUCUUUUACAGAACCCAUUCUGUAUUUCUGCAGUUCCAAGUAGUGUCUCUGUUUCAUCGCAGUAUAGCCCAGAGCUCUCUUAUUUGGCAUAUGGUACAUGUUCCCUUGAGUCUGAAGGAUACUUAACACCACAAAUCGGUUAUCCAUUGGAUACCGUUCAAUUCAACUUGAGCAGCACCAACAACUCGACACACCUGGACUUGACACAUCUUGCUGCAGGAGAUUAUUCAUUGACAGCAGAAAUUAAAGAUCCAGUUUGCAGACGUAAGUUUGCACCGAUCACUGUUAGCAUUGAGAAGAACUAUGGAACUUUCGAGGCCACUUUUGACACAUCGAAUUGCAGCACAGUUUUCAUAACAAUCAACGGUGGAAACAGAAACAUCACCACACCACUCACAUUAUAUACUAUAACAAUCUCCAACAGUUCCAACAUUUUGGAUGGCAAGAAAUAUUCAGUAAACUCAACCGCCAGCAAUGCAAUCAGCAUCACCGACCUCUUAUACAAUACCAACUACACAGUCUUAAUCGAAUCCAACUUCCACUGUUCCAUUCAUUACACCAACAUCUCUGUAAAACAGUGUAUUGCACCAACAGAGAAACCAAGAAGUUCAAAGUUAAGUGGAGGAGCAUUGGCAGGUAUCAUCAUAGGUGUAACCAUUGGUGUUUCAUUUAUUGGUUUACUUGCAUAUUACCUAAUCAAUAAGUCGAUGACUAAAAGAUAUCAUCACCCAGUUGAAAUGGAUUCACCUCAAUAUAAAUUAAUGAUGGACGAAAAAUACGACUCAUAA
Molecule: messenger RNA, 4338 nt
Organism: Heterostelium album PN500
Lineage: Eukaryota; Evosea; Eumycetozoa; Acytosteliales; Acytosteliaceae
Exons: 2
Coding region: 1-4338 (1445 amino acids)
Source: RefSeq, a predicted model, not a curated record